GGUAGUAGGCUACCCACAUAUUGUUGCGCAUAGAUGCACGCUGAUUCAAGUUUAUAUACGUGCAAAUUCCAUCUGGGCUGAUGCUUAACUAAAUGUGUGACUUGCUGUCGUUGUUUUUUUUUUGUUUGUUUGUUUUACAUACAAUCACGGCAACAACAACAAGUUAAAUGGCAUAAAUCUUGUUACAUCAGAAACUCGCCUAUCUCAGGGACAAGCCUGAAGAAGAAAAAAAAACUGACAUCACAUCACGAGAGUCGUUCUCAUGGCAACAGUCGUAGUGGAACAGCAACGUUAUGAAAGUAUUUUGUCAGCCAAUGUAUAUAUAGUGAGAAUCAAAGCAAGGUCGAUCGAUUGUUUUAAAGAUAAAUCACCCAUUGUUUCGACAUUGUCCCAGCUGAUCAUGUGGUUGACAGUCUACAACAAUGUUUAUUAUGACUCUCCAACAACAGAAAGCGCAUGCAGGAAGUGACGAAAACAGCUCGGUUGUCCAUGGAAUGAGGGACUUGCUAGCUAGCCGUUAAGCUAAUGAUGUUAACAUUUUUAGUUAGAUAUUAAAUUGGUGGCUAUCUUUAGCCUCGAAGCUCGCUUCCCUCGUUGAUGCAGCUAAGAAUAUCUGCAUGCAGGUCGGAAAGAUCAUAUCCAUCUGGGGAUCUAUGGGCUGAGCAUUACCAUAUAUAGGCCUUGGAAAAGGCAUUUGAAGUUGCAGAUCCAAAAUGUAAACAAGAGAUUCUCAACAGCCAGAACAGUGGAGAAAGCAGCAGGACAGGACAGGGGAAAGCAACUGUCAACAUGUCAUCGCCAGAACAAAUUAUUGAAAUUAUUAUGGACGACAAGACGUAUAACGUCAGUAAAAAUAAGCUUAUUGAAAAAAGUGAUUAUUUUCGUGCGUUGUACAGUUCGGGGAUGCGCGAGUCAGCUGAGGAUUCAGUAGAGCUACAGGGACUGAGCGUUCCAGGUCUGGAAUUGGUCCUGGAAUUUAUCAACACUUCAAAGGUGCAAGUUGUUAAUGAGACACUUGAAGACUUGAUUGAAACAGCUUCGUUUUUGCAAGUGAGUUCAAUCUUGAAACUGAUACUGUCGGAAAUCCGGCAGGAUAACUGCGUGGAGUUGUACAAGCUCUCUGAGGUUUACGGGACCUCUGAUUUGCGAAAUGCAUGCCUUAAAUACAUGAGCUGUUACUAUCACCCGAUGCUCCGGCGACCCGAGUUUAAAGCUUUGCCAGUUGCACUGCGAGACCAAGUCAAAGAAAUACGCAUGAAGGGGACGGCUACUCUAGUCGCCAUCGGAGAUUUCAUUGGUACGUGUAUGGAUAUGACAGACCAGGACGAGCCGUGGUCUAUGUUACGUUAUGGAGAGGUUGAACAGCGCUGGAAGCCACUCUCCAACAACUUGCCCGCGGAUAUGGUAAACGUGAGAGGAUACGGGUCUGCUGUUUUGGACAAUUAUUUAUUCAUUGUCGGUGGAUACAGGAUGACGAGUCAGGAGAUCUCCGCAGCGCACUGCUACAACCCCCGCAGGAAUGAGUGGAAUCACGUGGCGCCCUUGAACCAGAAAAGGUCAAACUUCAAGCUCUUGGCUGUGAGAGGUAAACUGUAUGCCGUUGGGGGCCAGUGUCUGGGCACCGUGGAGUGCUACAGCCCAGAUCAGGAUUGGUGGACGUGUGUGUCUUCGCUGCCCGAGCCCUUGGCCGAGUUCUCGGCUUGCGAGUGCCAGGGAAUGAUCCUUGUCAUGGGCGGCUACACUGCCAGAGACAGGAACACCAGCGUGCUGCGCUACUGCCCGAUCUCUGACACCUGGAGCGUCAUGCACACCUGCUCGGUGCACGUCCGCAAGCAGCAGAUGCUGUCGGUGGAGGACACCAUCUACCUGGUAGGGGGCUACACCCACGAACUGGAGACUUGGAGGAGAAGGCCCAACCAGACAGAGGACGUGCUAACAGUGCAGUCGUACAACGUCAGCACGGGCGAGUGGCUGCAGCUGAAGGAGAACACCUCCAAGUCGGGUCUGAACCUGACGUGCACGCUGCACAACGACGGCAUCUACAUCAUGAGCCGCGACAUCAGCAUGCCCACCAGCCUGGAGCACCGCGUCUUCCUCAAGUACAACGUCUUCUCCGACGCCUGGGAGGCCUUCCGGCGCUUUCCAGCGUUCGGCCAAAACAUGCUGCUCUGCUCCCUCUAUCUGCCUAGCGUGCUGUGAGGCAGCGCCUGCUUUACCAGGGUCAGAAGGCAAGGCAAAAGCUUUUACACAGCCCCCAGGGCUCAAAGUUCAGAGGUUGGAGGUCGCGGGUCAGGGCGUUGCUUGUUGGGGUUUAAUAGGGUCCUGUUGCACUUGCGGGGACCAGAUGGCGUGUCCCCACUUGGAAUAGCUGGGAGCUGAGUCAGCUAGCAGCUUGUUCUCAUGAUAACAGCACACACACAGGGGUUUUGCCCUGUUAAAAGUAACAGCUAUGAGUUUGCGAAAACAAGUGUAGUGUGCAUUAUUAUAAGCCUCAACAGCACAUACGGCAGUGGAGGUGCCAUGUUAAAAGUAACAGCUUUCGAGUAUGAAAUACAAGUUUUGUGUGCAUCAUUACAAUCAUCUACGGCACACAUUACAGGGGAGCUGCCCUGUUUAAAAGUAACAGCUUUUGAGUAUGAAGUUCAAAUGUUGUGUGCAUUACUAUAAUCCUCAACAGCACACACCACAGCAGAGCUGCCAUGUUCACAAGGAACAGCAUUAAGUAUGAAACACAAUGUGUUGUGUGCAUUAGUAUAAUCCUGAAGUGAAAAAUAACCGCAUUAAAGAAUAACAGUAAUUGCCUCGGCCAUAAUCACCUCUUCUCACACUCUCAGAUAGAGAGAUGGAGAUAGGAGGCAUUUGUUUAUGAAAUGACUUGAACUGCAUUAAGAAAACCAUCACAGCAUGUAUUUAAGAACAUUAUUUAAGGGCAAAUAGUGUGUGGGGAAAAUGACUGUGUGAUGUCCACUGCUAGUUCAGUGAUAUCAAAUACACUGAUUGAAACAAGUCUUACAGCACUAAUUCAAUGCUUGAAUACUCAUAGGCGACCGAACAGUCAAAUGUUAUGCCUUGAAUCCUUUCCGUUUUAUGUUUGGAAGGUAUUUGCUACAAAAGAGGAGAAAACGUCCUUGUAUACUGUUUACUCAUAUUUAAAGUGGGAACAGACAUCUGUAUAUUGUUUUUUUGUUGUUGUUAUUGUUAAUAUUGGAAAAAAAAAACAGCACGUUGUUCCUUCCUUUAUUAACCUCAAAUGUAUAGUGCCUGAAUGCUGGUCGGGACGGUUUGCACAAAUGAACUACAUGUACAAAAGCACCUGACCAAAGUUGCUCUCAGUUUUGUUUUAUUAUUAUUAUUAUUAUUAUUAAUAUUAUUACUUUUAUUAUUGUUAUUAUUAUUUUCCCAUGUACUACUGGACCAGCAGGGUAUUCAGUUGAUGAAGGAAAAAGAACUAAUCAAGGAUGAAAGAGAAGCUGCCAUAUUCUUAGACUGCCAUUUUAGAUUGCAAUGUGUUUUUGUUGUUGUUGUUGUU
Molecule: messenger RNA, 3529 nt
Organism: Clupea harengus (Atlantic herring)
Lineage: Eukaryota; Metazoa; Chordata; Actinopteri; Clupeiformes; Clupeidae
Gene: klhl42
Product: kelch like family member 42
Molecular function (GO): protein binding
Source: RefSeq, a predicted model, not a curated record